This is a messenger RNA of Lotus japonicus, 1430 nucleotides long. Its product is annotated as GCN5-related N-acetyltransferase 4, chloroplastic-like. Gene Ontology annotation, molecular function: N-acetyltransferase activity. Gene Ontology annotation, cellular component: chloroplast. The transcript is spliced from 3 exons. The record is from RefSeq and is a predicted model, not a curated record. The coding region runs from base 173 to 1000 and encodes 275 amino acids. Gene Ontology annotation, biological process: N-terminal protein amino acid acetylation. Lineage: Eukaryota; Viridiplantae; Streptophyta; Magnoliopsida; Fabales; Fabaceae.
ACCAAACAUGUAAGAUGGAGUUGAACUUGUGAUAUUAGCUUAGCUAACUCAACUUGUAACCCUUCUUCUUAUGUAAUGAUUCACUCUUCCUCACAGAGAAUCUCAGGAUUCUUUUCAGUGAGCUGAAAGAUAGAUAGAUAGAUAGAUAAUAGACCAAGACACCCUCCACGAAAUGCGGUCAAUUCCUCUUGGAACCUCAGUAUCUCCAACUCCUAUAAACACUCCAAAAAUCUCAUGUUUCAAUAUUAGUUUUAAGAAACCAACCACUUUUCCUUCUUGGGUUUCAUCUCCCUCUCAUGAACAAGGACUAUGCAGAGCCAGUCAAGUUGUUGAUUUAUUCCCAACUACGUCUCCUGAAAUUAUUGUCCGAGAGGCCAGGUUAGAGGACUGUUGGGAAGUGGCAGAGACUCACUGCAGCUCCUUCUUCCCAGAAUAUUCCUUCCCAUUAGAUUUUGUGAUGAGGAUGGACAGAUUGGUGGCAAUGUUAGCGGGAUUCUCUAUACCGAACGGCUGCAAAAGAACAUGUUUGGUUGCUGUUAUUGGCAGCUCUCUUGACGAAACUUUUUUAUUUGGAACUGAAGAUUUCAAGAUUGGUGGCUUUGAUGGGAAAUUGAGCCUCAACAAGGGAUAUGUGGCUGGCAUAUUGACAGUCGAUACCGUUGCGGAUUUUCUUCCUAGAAGGGCACCACUACGACAGAGAAGGACUGGAAUCGCAUACAUAUCAAAUGUGGCGGUAAGGGAAAAAUUUAGGCAAAAGGGAAUAGCUAAACUAUUGGUGGCUAAGGCAGAAUCACAGGCCAGAAGUUGGGGUUGUCGUGCCAUUGCAUUACACUGUGAUUUGAAAAAUCCUGCAGCCACAAAGUUAUAUAAAGGCCAAGGUUUCAAAUGUAUCAAGGUUCCAGAAGGAGCUAACUGGCCUCAACCAAAGACUUCACCGGAUAUUAAUUUCCACUUCAUGAUGAAGCUUCUCAACAAACCAGUUGCUUCUAAAUCUAAUUAGAUGCUAAAUUGGACAGAUUAUCUGUGUUGUAAUACACAACAAAUUUAAGAGGGGAAAAAAGUAAUUACAACUAAGGGGACUGUCUGUUAUUGAAGUGCAUAUUGUAAGUAAACCAAGAAAUUAGAGGAAAAAUCAUUUGAGAACCUUUUAGAUUGCACCAGUAGCAAGCAUUUGUACAGUUACUGGCAUUCACUUUACCCCAGUGCAUGCAGACAAACAGCUUCGUGCAGAAUUGGAGUUAGAAUUGCUGAGAGAUACUAAUUUGUAAAAAAGAGUUGAUUUUUCACAUUUUUUACACCUAUAUUUCACCCUUUUUUUUUCUUAUACCUCUUUCCCAUACCAGGAUUCUCUCAUGUAAGGAUUGACUUUAUCAUAUUAGAAUUUUAUCUCUUAAUAUAAAGAGAGAUAGACACAAUCUCUUAGAUGACCA